AAUCACCUGACCUAUCGACUCACGAGCGGUUCGCGUUUCAACCACAGGAGAGGCGUUUGGAAUGGAUCCAGGCUCAGCCCCAGCUAGACGCUCUCGAAAAAAGCCAUUGUUUGCCGCACCGACGGAAUCUUCUAGGACUGAUUCUUCGACCCCCCAAAGCUCAAGAAUCGCCACGCCUCGUCCGUCGCGCUUGAGUGUCGCGAAUGGGACUCCCACUGGAUCGCGUUUUCGCCAUUCAGAGAUACAAACUCCACCAUCUAUUACCGAAACGGCGCCAUUUGAUUGGGAGGCAGCUAGGAGUUACGCGCCACCUCCGUAUGGCAUGCCAGGGCGAACGACCCGGUCCAGCAGGCUAAGCGUAGCUGGUAACGAGCCCUCUCCAUCCUCAUCCUCUCAAAAGAAGGACCGAAUUGUUAGGAAAGCUGGGUUUUUCGAACGCGUGUCCGCAUUUCCCGCCCGGAUUGCAUUCGAAAUAUCCAUGUUUCCAUACAAUGUGCCUCUACCACGUCCAACUACCUCGGGAAGUGCUAUCGGCGGGCUUCUCCACUUUAUCCAUAUUCUAGUCAAGUGGUACGGUCGGUCCCGUGCUGUUGUAAGAGAGGAAGAUCCGCUUGAUCUUUGGAAAAGCGAGGUUGAUUGGAACUUCGACGAAGAGAAAGUGCCGAAAGGGUGGAGCUGGGUCACUCCCUUCUCUUUGUUAUUAUUUCUAAUCUCAUUCGCCAAUGUGUUGUACUUGUUCACGCGAUUCCGCACGUACCAUCUUCAUCUCCGUCCAGAGCUUGCACCCAGCACGCACGCUUCACUUGUCUCGAAAGACUUCUUAUCCCCGCCAACUCCAACUUCCGUUCCACAAAAAAUAAUGAGGCUAAUUGUGCAAUCUCUCACAAUAGCAUGGCGCCUCGCUGUCGGCACAUCGCCGGCACCCGAAGACUUAAUUCCACUCGACCUACAGCCUAACUCAAACAAAGUUCAGCAGUUAGAUGUCUGGUUUCCGGGUGAUUUUGAACUGGCACUUUUCAUCAUAUACUCACCAGCGCACUGGUUUGCGUGGAAGAUAUUCUCCACAGCGAAUUGGUUUUGGUCGCUGGCCCUCAUGGGAUUAUUGUCUUUACAGGUGUAUGCACUUAUUUCUGCUUACAAGGCACUUAUCAAGGACAAGGAAAUUUUGUCCGCUGAAGUCUUACACGAAUAUGACAGUAAAUUUGUGACGCCGCGGCUGCACCGAGUCAUGCAUGACAAGUGUGUUAUGACACAUGAGGCAGAAUUUGUAGAUUCACCGUUUAGAAGAAGCUACCGAUAGAGUUGUCUGGCUUUUGCACAGUUGUUUGGGUCCAUUCCUACAAGUGCUCCAUCCUUGACCGGUUUACUUUAUUCCCAUCGCCCUCAACAGGCAGCUCAGUACCACCCUUACCAUAUUAAUAUCAUUGCCACAGCAAAAUCAAAUCCGAAUGAACUUAACCCGCCUCUCGAGCAGGAGCUUAAAUAGAUCAAUACACUCCA
Cantharellus anzutake is the source of this 1500-nucleotide messenger RNA. RefSeq lists its product as uncharacterized. Lineage: Eukaryota; Fungi; Basidiomycota; Agaricomycetes; Cantharellales; Hydnaceae. Gene Ontology annotation, biological process: maintenance of rDNA; regulation of exit from mitosis. The record is from RefSeq and is a predicted model, not a curated record. The transcript has 8 exons. The coding region runs from base 62 to 1300 and encodes 412 amino acids.